Molecule: messenger RNA, 1964 nt
Organism: Megachile rotundata (alfalfa leafcutting bee)
Lineage: Eukaryota; Metazoa; Arthropoda; Insecta; Hymenoptera; Megachilidae
Gene: Camta
Product: Calmodulin-binding transcription activator
Biological process (GO): regulation of transcription by RNA polymerase II
Cellular component (GO): nucleus
Molecular function (GO): protein binding; transcription coregulator activity; double-stranded DNA binding
Source: RefSeq, a predicted model, not a curated record
AGAGGGUAGAUUCUUCAUGUACGGACAGGAACAGCCGCAAAAUUCGGAAGACGUGCGCCAGUUUACUCAGAUGAUUUGGGAGGAGUCGAAGAUGAUAGGUCUGGGAAUGGCGUUCGACAAGGAAGGCAUUAUAUACUUCGUUUGCAAUUACGACCCCCCUGGCAAUGUCGAGGGCGCAUUCGCGGAGAACGUGUUACCGAUGAAAGAGGAGGGCCAGGAGUUGCUGCAACACGAAGCAGAAGGAAUACGGAUUGUCGAGCCCCGACUGGAAAUAGUAAAGUCCAUGGAACGUCUGUACGCCGUGCCGUCGGAGAAGCUGCGAGUCUGGUCGAUUUGGCUGUCGCAAGUCGGCGAAGUUGCGGACGAAUGGCAGAGGUGGAUACGUGCUCACAUCGAUUUGAUUGUGAGACUGUCGGACUACUUGCACGCGGCCGAGUUGGCCAUAAGGCGGUCCAAAAUGGAAGUUGUUAGCUUGACGGAGAGCAAGACGAAACACGUUGACGAGCGAGUGGACGAGAUUGGUGAUCCAGCUGGAGCAGCAGCGCCUGGCAUAGUGGAGGAAGCGAUCGACUCGACGGAUGACCAAUUAAAGCAGGAAGCUUCGGAACGUGAUAUCGCCGAAUUACCGGAGUUAUCAAAGACCACUGUGGCGGGAGAUUCAAGUGUCACGUUAACGCCAUCCAACGUUAACGUAGAACCAUCGACUGCGUCAGUAGACGCUUCGCAGAUCACUGUGAUCGAAGUAACAGGGACGUCAGCGGGAGCUUCGAAGACUACUGUAACUGAGGCAUCGAAGACUUCUGUAACUGAAGCGUCUAAGCUAACAAACGCAUCGAAGAUCGAUGCAGAAGGCAAAGACACGGUUAUGACUUGGCCACUCGGAACUCCAUGGGAGCAUUUGGGUCUAGAGGACGCGUGCGACGAGGAGGAAUUCGAAAAACUGCCGCUGCCAAGUAACGAGGAGGAGAUGAGGGAGUUUCUGAAGAAGUUCACGCACGAGGCGACCGUCUACAGGUCGUAUUACAAGCACUGGCAAGAGACGGCGAGUCAGGCGACGAAGGAAGUUGGAGGCAGACUCGUGCUGGCUACCUAUAGAGUGCAAGGAAGAGACGAGACGGGACGAAUAAAGAGGCCUCCACGUAAGCCGUGCGUCGAGAAGGUCGAUCGGAAGGUCAAAGCACCGUCCAAGAAAAACCUGUCUAUGAAAUCGGACAAGCAGUCGGUCGUGUCUGCGACUCCGGAAGUAACCGCUGAUGAAGACAACCUCGAUGCAUCACAAAUUGCUUCUGAAGCGACCCUUACAGCGCAAUCGGGAGUCAGCCUUGGUGCAUCGGAAUCACAAAGCGUUUCCAAAGUGACCGUCAUAGAGCGAUCGGCAGCCAGCGUUGGCGCAUCGAAGUCACAAACCCCUUCUUCCAGAGCGACCCUUAAAGAACGAUCACAAGCGCGUCUCGACAAGGAAAGCCAGAAAUCCAUAGUAGUGGCUGAUUGGAUCAGGGACUGUGCACGAGCCAUGGAACCCAUACCUUACAUCUUUUAUGUGAAAGCGGAACCGGACAUCGACAUAGCUAUAGAACACGAUGACGAAGAAGUAAUUCUAGCAGACCUAGAUCGCGAAAACGUCGUUGCGAGUAGCAAACGUAUCUUCUUCAAUCUCAAGGACAAACCCUGCAAAGGAGGAAAGCCAUGGAUAUGAAGACCAAUAGAAGAUCAAUAUUUCACGAUACAAUAACAGUAAUCCGAGAGCCAAGUAUACCAGUUUGUAACGUUUUCGUUUACAGCGAAAUUUGCGCAAUGUUUCGCGAACUUUUAACCGGGCCAAUUUGAUCGGAAAGGUAAGUUGCGAAUAAUGCGUACGGUAAACGAGAACUAUUUUCAACUGGAAUAAAAUUGUUCUGUAUUCAAUGUUGGAGUAAUGCUAAAAGCUGUAAAACAUUGGCGUAUUAAACUGUAACGAACCAAUA